Candidozyma duobushaemuli is the source of this 1698-nucleotide messenger RNA. It is a transcript of the gene PHO89, whose product is annotated as Pho89p. NCBI's taxonomy places the organism in Eukaryota, Fungi, Ascomycota, Pichiomycetes, Serinales, Metschnikowiaceae. The record is from RefSeq and is a predicted model, not a curated record. Gene Ontology annotation, biological process: phosphate ion transmembrane transport. The transcript has a single exon. Bases 1 to 1698 code for a protein of 565 amino acids. Gene Ontology annotation, cellular component: membrane.
AUGGCUUACCACCAGUUCGACUACAUCCUCGCCAUAGGUAUCAUCUUUGCCUUCUUGGAUGCCUUCAACAUUGGUGCCAACGAUGUUGCCAACUCUUUCUCGUCCUCGGUCUCUUCGAGGUCUUUGAAGUACUGGCAGGCCAUGAUUUUGGCUGCCAUUUGUGAGUUUCUUGGUGCCGUCUUGGUCGGUAACAGAGUUUCUGACACUGUGAGAAAGAAGAUUCUUUCCGUUGAUGCUUUUGAGGACGACCCUACUGUUCUUAUGUUGGGAAUGGCCAUUGCUCUUGUCGGUUCUUCCAUCUGGUUGUCCAUCGCCACCACCAUCGGUAUGCCUGUUUCUACUACCCACUCCAUCAUUGGUGCUGUCAUUGGUGUUGGUAUCGCCUCUAGAGGUGCCGACCACGUUAUUUGGGGCUGGGAGGGUUUCGCUCAAAUUGUUGCCUCCUGGUUUAUUGCUCCUUGUAUCGCUGGUGCCUUCGGCUCCAUCGUUUUCCUUAUCGCCAAAUUCGGUGUCUUGGAAAUUAAGGACGAGAGAAAAUCCAUCAGAAACGCCUUGUGCUUGAUCCCAAUUUUGGUUUUCGUCACCUUCUGUGUUUUGACCAUGUUGAUUCUCUGGAAGGGUUCUCCAAAUUUGAACUUGGACGAUCUCUCUGGCGGUACCACCGUCGGUGCCAUUUUCGGUGUUGGUGGUGUCGCUAUGGUUCUUUACAUGAUCUUCAUUUUCCCAGUGGUCAGCAGAAAGAUCCUCCACAACGACUGGACCCUCAAGUGGUACGAUGUCUUCAGAGGCCCAGUCUACUGGUUCAAGCCUUUGGACCAGAUUCCUCCAAUGCCUGAGGGACACCAGAUCACCAUCGACUACUACGAAGGUCGUAGAAUUGUCGAGCGUGCUGCCCAAGACAUUUCUGAAGCUGACAACAAGGAGAACCCAACCAAGGAGUCUGUCAACUCUCUUGACACUUCUUCUUCCGUUGAGAUCAAGGAGGAGGAGUCCACUAGGCUGAAGUGGUGGAAGCUCCUCAAAGCUGGUCCAAAGAAGUGGCCUUACCUUUUGUGGCUCAUUGUCUCCCACGGUUUCACCCAGGACGUUAUCUCCAUCCAGACCAACUCUAAGGGUGUUUUGGCUGCUAACGUGAAGGGCAUGCAUGCUAAGUCCAAGUUCUACGACAACAGAGUUGAGUACCUUUUCUCCUUGCUCCAGUGCAUUACCGCCUGUACCAUGUCUUUUGCUCACGGUGCCAACGACAUUGCUAACGCUUCCGGCCCUCUUUCCACCGUCUUCCUUGUGUGGAACGACCAGGAUAUCACUGACACUCCACCAAUCUGGAUUCUUUGUUUCACUGCCGCCGCUUUGGUCAUUGGUCUCUGGACUUUCGGUUACAGGAUCAUGAGUGUUCUUGGUAACAAGUUGAUUUUGCAGUCGCCAUCUAGAGGUUUCGCCAUUGAGUUUGGUGCUGCGAUCACUGUCGUCAUGGCUACCCAGUUGGCUAUCCCUGUUUCAACUACCCAGUGUGCCGUUGGUGCCACCGUCUUUGUCGGUUUGUGCAACAAGGACCUCAAGGGUGUCAACUGGAGAAUGGUGACUUGGUGCUACUUGGGCUGGUUUAUCACCUUGCCUGUUGCCGGUAUCAUGUCUGGUAUUUUGAUGGGUAUUAUCAUCAACGCUCCUCGUUUGGGUGUUGAGUACGUGCCACAGUAA